Messenger RNA from Nicotiana tabacum (common tobacco), 1591 nucleotides. RefSeq lists its product as uncharacterized. Gene Ontology annotation, biological process: transmembrane transport. Gene Ontology annotation, cellular component: membrane. Gene Ontology annotation, molecular function: transmembrane transporter activity. The record is from RefSeq and is a predicted model, not a curated record. Lineage: Eukaryota; Viridiplantae; Streptophyta; Magnoliopsida; Solanales; Solanaceae.
UUCUCAUCUUUCUUCUUUAACAAUACCAUUUUCCCAAAAAUUAAACUCCAUUUCUUGGUUGUUCUGUUUCUUGAUUUCCCUUGUCAAGUUAUCUUGGUUAGCAGUUGCUUCAAUUUGACAUUUUAUUUUAUUUUUCAAUUCCAAGAACAGGUUAAGCAAGUUAUAGUAUGCCAUGAGGACACAAAGGGGCUUUUUUUCCAAUAUAUUUUCGUUGUGCACAUCUUCCUCACUUCCGUUCUGGCGAUCUUUUUAACUGUUCGAGGAAUCAUUUGUGCUGAAAACACACAUCAUUUCCAGCCAAAGAAAUGGUACCUGCCAAUACUUGCUUCAACAGCUUGUGCUGGAAUUAUCAGCUUUACCUUUCAGGCAUUCCUUUUCAGCCAGCCGUCAAGAGCUAUCCGAGCUGCAUUUUGGCUUAGCCCUUUUCUCAAUUGUGCAGUUGGUGUUUUGCUCAUCUCCAUAGGCACAGUGGGAAGUUUGGUCCUGGGUAUCGCUUGUCCUAUAUCUGCUGUCAUUCAAUCCCUCUAUUCGUGUUGGGUCAAUCACAGAAUCGAGCAUGCUAUUCGAGUAGUAUCAAUUGCUAUUGCCUUCCCUCCUCCACACGCCACUGCCAUGACACUCCUUUCAGUUGUCAUGUGUGUUCUGUAUUCAUCUUUACUGAUAUCAGGCAUUGGAGGAGCUACAGCUGAGAAAUCUUGGCUUGACAACCUAUUCAUUUUUCUGAUCAUAUUAAGCCUCGUGUGGACUAUGCAAGUAAUUAAGAACAUACAGCAAGUAACAGUAUCACACAUAAAAUAUGUGCAAUUUUCAAUUGGAAUAGGGCUUGAUUCCAAGACAAUCUUCCUAAGCACAAUCAGGCAUUCAAUCGGCAGCAUUUGUGUUGGCUCAAUACUAGUACCUGUUGUUACCAUCGUUCGAGGUUCAGCCCGAGCCAUCAGUUUGGUUUCAGGAGAUGUGGAUGAGUUCAUGUCCUCGUGCACCGGUUGCUCUUCUGGAAUAGCGUCGUGUCUUGUAAUAUAUGGCUAUAGAUGGGGUUUCGUACAUGUAGGAGUGUACAAUAAAGGGAUUGUGCAGGCAUCCGUGGAUUCUUGGGAGAUAUUUAGAAGAGUUGGGAUAGAACAGCUGAUUAAUUCUGAUCUAACUAGUUCAGUUUGUUUUUUCUAUGGAGUGGCAGGAGGAGCGAUUUGCACGCUACUAGGAGGCUCCUGGGCAUUUAUAAUCCACAAGAGUUAUGCAACGGAACUGUCAAUAUAUGCAUUCUUGAUCGGAUAUCUCAUGACUAGGGUGACUAUGGCACCAGCACAAGCUAGCAUUUCUCCGUAAUAUGUUGCUUAUGCAGAAAAUCCACAAAGCCAGAGAUUCGACACCACAAACCCAGACUAUAUUCAGCAACUACAAAGAUACAACACAUAACAAUCAAUAAUAGUGGACAAGAAACUGCACAGAUAGAACGUUCAUACAGUUGUUCCAUCUAUUUAUGGUGGAAAUAAUUCUGUCUAGUUCAUAGAUACUGUACAAAUACCAUGGGAUCAACGAUUUACAUCUCUUUGAAAAUUCUAAGUGAAGUAAGUGUCUUCUUCUUUGAGAUUCA